Molecule: messenger RNA, 2982 nt
Organism: Anopheles marshallii
Lineage: Eukaryota; Metazoa; Arthropoda; Insecta; Diptera; Culicidae
Gene: ss
Exons: 9
Coding region: 4-2982 (992 amino acids)
Biological process (GO): regulation of transcription by RNA polymerase II
Cellular component (GO): aryl hydrocarbon receptor complex; nucleus
Molecular function (GO): nuclear receptor activity; transcription cis-regulatory region binding; protein dimerization activity
Source: RefSeq, a predicted model, not a curated record
AAAAUGAGUCAGCUGGGAACAGUUUAUGCCACCAAACGGAGGCGCCGCAAUGGCAAAAGCAUCAAGGCAACUCCGAAAGAAGGCAUCACCAAAAGCAACCCUUCCAAACGACACCGUGAACGACUGAACGCUGAGCUGGAUCUGCUCGCCUCGCUGCUACCAUUCGAGCAGAACAUAUUGAGCAAACUGGACCGAUUAAGCAUUCUGCGGUUGUCGGUCAGCUACCUGAGGAUUAAAAGCUAUUUCCAAGUUGUGAUGCACAAAGAAAAGGGCGAAAAUGGACUGGUGCCGCAUUCUGCUUCCGACGAAAGCUAUCGCGCACGAGAUUUUACCUCCUACGAUCACAGUUUCAUUGUCGACAGCGAUAUGUUUUUACAGGCAUUAAACGGAUUCAUUAUGAUUCUCACAUGUGAAGGGGAAGUAUUUUUCGCAACACACACCAUCGAAAGCUAUCUUGGAUUUCAUCAGUCUGACAUCAUUCACCAAUCCGUAUACGAGCUGGUACAUUCAGAAGAUCGCGAAGAGCUGCAGAAGCAACUGCUGUGGAACUCCUUUCUACCGGCAGAUCUAUCCGGCAUUCAACUCUCCGAAGCAUUGGUACCGGAAAAGGACAAACUAUUGGAACGAAGCUUUACCGUGCGGUUUCGCUGUCUGCUCGACAAUACUUCUGGCUUUUUGCGCUUAGACAUCCGAGGGCGGGUAAAGAUAUUACACGGGCAGAAUAAAAAGAACGAGGAGCCACCGUUGGCGCUGUUUGCAUUCUGCACUCCGUUUGGACCGCCUAGUCUGCUCGAGAUUCCACCCAAGGAGAAUAUGUUUAAAUCGAAACAUAAGCUAGACUUUUCACUCGUGUCCAUGGAUCACAAAGGCAAAAACACACUCGGCUAUUCGGAUUCGGAACUAGCAAACAUGGGUGGAUACGAUCUGGUACACUACGACGAUUUGGCGUACGUGGCAAGUGCUCAUCAGGAAUGUGAGUGUGAUGUAGUAUAUCGAUCGAUACGAGUGGGUUAUACGUGGCAUAUUGUUAACAUUUCAGUGCUGAAAACAGGAGCCUCCGGUAUGAUUGCGUAUCGCUAUCAGAAAAAGGACGGUGCUUGGCAGUGGCUGCAAACAAGCUCUAGGUUGGUGUAUAAAAACUCAAAGCCCGACUUCGUUAUCUGCACCCACCGUCAGCUGAUGGAGGAGGAAGGUCGGGAUCUGCUAGGCAAGCGGACGAUGGAUUUUAAAGUAAGCUAUCUGGAUGCAGGCAUCUCUUCGACCUACUUUGAAUCGGAUCAGCUGAUCGUUAGCUCAAACAACAGCAGUGCACCAAGCUCACCGACGACCUCCCAACAACGUGCCAACCGGCGAUAUAAAACACAGCUGCGCGAUUUUCUCUCCACCUGUCGACAUAAGCGUAAACUGCCCAACCAAUGCGCUGCUGAACAGGUUUCUCCCAGCGUCUCAGUCGUGGAUUACAUCCCUGGUGGACCGCCAGGUACGGCGGCGGCAGCUGCUGCAGUUGCUGCGGCUGCCUACUCGAACAGCAUCAACAGCGUUUAUUCACCGGCAGCCCAUUUCCCCGGUUCGGCACCGGACAACGUGUACAUGGCCGGUCCGGUUCACUCGUCGAACUUUUACCCGAUGCCCGAUAAUCUUUUCCACCAGUAUCGGCUGCAAGGUGUAAGUGGCUACUAUCCCGAGUAUCAUACCAGCACUAGUGCAUCCACCUUUGUUCCUACUAACGGGCUUAUUCCGUACGACAGUUAUGGAAUCACUAAAGAGGACACCAUGCGGUGGCAUGAGGGGACAAAGAGUUACGGUGUUGGCAGCGAGUCGGGUCAAUCGCACCCGGCCAGUAACGAAUCGUCACAGCAACCGGAAACACCCGGUGGUGGAUGUGCCUCAGGCGAAGCCACCUAUCUUGUCAGCGGGUUUGCCGCUGCUCCCGGAACCGACCCGCGAUCCCCUCAUGUACCCAAAGGUUCGUGCCAGCAGGGCAAAAGUGUUUCCCCACACUCAUCCGAGGAGUUGGUCGAUCCUUGCUGUACCGUCGAUGGUAACGCCACACCGACCAAAGAUACGAUCGAUCGUCACGCUCACCAUGGCAACCAGUCACAACAUCAUGGACCGCAAAAUUCACAGCAACACCAUCAUCAUCCCGGUGCUCACCAUCAACCAGCUCACCACCACCAUACUCAUCACCAUCAUCAGCAGCAAACCUCACACCAUCAUACAGUGCAGCAUCACACGGAUAUGCAGCAGCUCCAUGCACAUGCGCAUCAUCAUUCGCAUCCAUCGCACCGCCAUCGGAACGGUGAUGGCUCGGAGGAAAACAAACUGGGUAGCGCCAAGUCAUCGGCAUCGUCGUCGCCGAUCCGUCACAGCGAACCACAGCGCCAAACCGUUCUCAUGUGGGGUACGUCCUAUACUAACAGCGGAAACGGUGAUCCCCAUGCUACCAGUAGCAAUGGUUCACCGUCUUACGAUUAUAUGGAUUCGGCGGGUAACUUUAAUCUUGUAAGCCUGCCAAAAUCCGGCUCCAUUAGUAGUAAUGAAUUGAAUAGUAACGCUAACUCUAUCACCACGAGUGCCCCCACGGGCGAACCGACACAUCAUCUUCCCGACCCAACUACUAACAAUCCCAACCAAACGCAUCCAGCCACUUGCGAGCCGGGGGCCCAAGCAUCCAGCGAAACAAUCCUGGAACCGAUCGAUAACAAUUCCCGUGGGAUCGGCAAAACGAUCCCGACCCACAUUGCGCUUACUAAAUCAAAAAUCCUGCAGCCUGCCGAUUCCACCGGUGAAACAAGUGCUUACAGCGGCAAACAAUCCAAAGUCUAUGUUAAUCAUUCUAACCAACAACAACAACAACCGACACAACUGCAGCACGUUGCUGAGCCACUCACGGAUGGAACAGCGACUGUCGUUUCGAUGGAUCCGACCAACACUAUUCCUGCUUCUGCCGAUACUAAAUGGUAUUGCACAGAUGAUGCAUAA